This is a messenger RNA of Toxotes jaculatrix (banded archerfish), 4016 nucleotides long. RefSeq names its product anoctamin-4-like. Gene Ontology annotation, molecular function: chloride channel activity; protein dimerization activity. Lineage: Eukaryota; Metazoa; Chordata; Actinopteri; Toxotidae. Gene Ontology annotation, cellular component: plasma membrane. The coding region runs from base 1 to 3432 and encodes 1143 amino acids. The transcript is spliced from 29 exons. Gene Ontology annotation, biological process: chloride transmembrane transport. The record is from RefSeq and is a predicted model, not a curated record.
AUGCUAGAGCAUGAGGCAGGAGCAGACAUGCGACUGGUCCGUCAGAUCAACACAGGUAUGAAGAUCCAGGCCGGGGGCGAGCACAUGGGCUGCAGCAAGGUCGGGGAAAAUCAGGAAAACCAGGUCAUCUGUUUGCAAGACGAGGUGGUGCGGGUUUGUCCGGGAAGUCCGCGCAGUCCUCGCCGCGCCAUCGCGACGCGCCUCUCAUCCGGAUCCGCAGACCGUGAGCCCAGCAGCAGCAGCUACAAUGUCUCUUCAGGAACCUUCUACAGCUGCGUCAGUCAAAUCACCAUUGGAUUUGAUCUUGGGGGUCAAGUGGCUAUUGGGUUCUCCCACUGGAAGAGUCCUUUCCCAGGGAGCGGUCAGAAUCUUCCCAGUCCGGACUGCGUUCACUCAGAGGCCUCCGCCGUCCCGCCCAUCAGUGAGCAUCUCGAGCCAGUGUCCUGCCCGGCGUCGCUUUCAAUCACCCCUCUGCCCACCUGCAGUGCGAGUCAGGAGACGCUCUGCGACAGCAGCACCAGUGUGAGUUUAUCUCUACAUGGGUCUGAGCCCCAGCGGCAGAGCCCCCAUCGACGCAGAGUCCCGCUGCAGCCCUCGGCCUCCGGCUACCAGGCAGCGGACAGACCUCUUGCUUUCCCCUCCUGUGGGAAGGCAGACGUCAUGGAGGAAUCCUCAGCUGAAGCUCCACACUCCAGCUCUCAAGAUGACGUGCCUCCCCUCGCUGUGAAGGAUGUUAAUGUGUUGCUCGAGAGGGAAAGGUCAGAGGGCGUCAGCAGCCCAUCCAGAGACGAUGACUCCACCCUGCUGAACCCCGGCACACACAGUAGCAUCCUUGACGACAACACAAAGUCCGAUUCUGGUCCCCAAGAGGGGAGGACUAAGUCCAGCAGCCUUUGCUUCAGCGAUGGGAAGAGCCGCAUUGACUACAUCUUGGUGUACAGGAAGUCCAGCUCACAGUCAGAGAAGAGGGAGGUAUUUGAGCGAAAUAUACGCGCUGAGGGUUUACAAAUGGAAAAGGAGGGUUCCUUGACUAAUAGUGACGUGAUCUUUCUGAAGCUUCAUGCACCAUGGGAUGUCCUGUGUCGCUACGCAGAGCUCAUGAACAUUCGCAUGCCUUUUAGGAGGAAAAUCUUUUACAUGCACCGACGGCACAAGUUCAUGAGCAGGAUGGAGAAGCGCAUCAACAAAUUUCGUGGCUGGCUUCCCCGCAAGCCCAUGAAGUUUGACAACAACACUCUGCCCGACCUGGAAGAGAACGAGAGCUUUACCGCCCCCUUCAGUCGAUCGAGGAUACAUCAUUUCAUCAUCCACAACAAAGACACUUUUUUCAACAACGCCACCAGAAGUCGCAUCGUUCAUCACAUCCUCCAGCGGGUCAAGUAUGAGGAGGGUAAAAAUAAGAUGGGGCUUAAUCGUCUUUUGAGCAAUAAUUCAUAUGAAGCAGCUUUCCCUCUUCAUGAGGGGAGCUAUCAUAGCAAAAACUCCAUCAGAACGCAUGGAGCGGAGAACCAUCGGCACCUGCUGUACGAGUGUUGGGCCUGGUGGGGGGUUUGGUACAAGUACCAACCACUGGACCUCAUCAGGAGGUAUUUUGGGGAGAAGAUCGGCCUGUACUUCGCCUGGCUCGGCUGGUACACAGGAAUGCUGUUUCCUGCUGCCCUGGUCGGCCUCCUGGUAUUUCUGUACGGUAUCUUCACUUUGGACCACUGCCAGGUCAGCAAAGAAAUCUGCCAGGCCACUGACAUCAUCAUGUGCCCCAUCUGUGACCAGUACUGCCCCUACCUGAGACUGUCUGACAGCUGUAUCUACGCCAAGGUCACACAUCUUUUCGACAAUGGGGCAACUGUUUUCUUUGCUGUAUUCAUGGCUGUAUGGGCAACGGUCUUCCUGGAGUUCUGGAAAAGACGCAGAGCCGUCCUCGCAUACGACUGGGACCUCAUUGACUGGGAGGAAGAGGAGGAGGAAAUACGCCCUCAGUUCGAGGCCAAAUACUCCAAGAAGGAGAGGAUGAACCCCAUAUCUGGAAAGCCUGAGCCUUACCAAGCCUUCUCCGACAAAUACAGUCGCCUCGUCGUCUCAGCAUCUGGAAUCUUCUUCAUGAUUCUGGUGGUGAUUGCCGCUGUGUUUGGCAUCGUCAUUUACCGCGUGAUCACCGUCAGCACUUUUGCGGCCUUCGGCUGGGCUCUCAUCAGGAACAACUCUCAGGUGGCGACCACGGGUACGGCAGUCUGCAUCAACUUCUGCAUCAUCAUGCUUCUCAACGUGCUCUAUGAAAAAGUUGCUCUUCUUCUCACUAAUUUAGAGCAGCCAAGGACAGAGUCAGAGUGGGAGAACAGCUUUACUCUCAAGAUGUUCCUUUUCCAGUUUGUCAACCUCAACAGUUCAACUUUCUACAUCGCCUUCUUCUUGGGAAGAUUUACAGGCCGUCCUGGUGCAUAUCUACGCCUCAUCAAUCGCUGGAAACUGGAAGAAUGCCACCCCAGUGGCUGUCUCAUUGACCUCUGUAUGCAGAUGGGGAUCAUCAUGGUGCUAAAACAGACUUGGAACAACUUUAUGGAGCUCGGCUACCCGCUGAUCCAGAACUGGUGGACUCGGCGGAGGCUGAGGAGAGAGCAUGGACAGAACGCCAAGGCCAGCUUCCCACAGUGGGAGAGGGAUUACAACCUGCAGCCAAUGAAUGCCUAUGGGCUCUUCGAUGAAUACUUAAAGAUGAUUUUACAGUUCGGCUUCACCACCAUCUUUGUGGCAGCUUUCCCUCUGGCUCCUCUCUUAGCGCUGCUCAACAACAUCAUUGAGAUUCGUUUAGACGCCUACAAGUUUGUCACACAGUGGCGGCGGCCUCUGCCAUCACAAGCCAAAGACAUAGGGAUCUGGUAUGGCAUUCUGGAAGGCAUUGGCAUCUUGUCUGUCAUCACCAACGCCUUUGUCAUUGCUGUUACCUCAGACUUCAUCCCUCGCCUUGUUUAUGCCUACAAGUACGGACCUUGUGCUGGUCAGGGCCGAGCAGGGGAGGGGUGUAUGAUGGGCUACGUCAACGCCAGCCUCUCAGUAUUCCGGGUGUCUGACUUUGAGAGGAGAUCGCAGCCGACGACUAAUGGCUCAAAGCUUUUUGGAGAAGCGGUGAAGUAUUGCAGGUAUCGUGACUACAGGGAGCCUCCAGAUUCUGCUGAGCCUUACUCAUACACUCUACAGUUCUGGCACGUCCUGGCAGCUCGACUGGCAUUCAUUAUUGUCUUUGAGCACAUGGUCUUUGCCAUCAAGACCCUGAUCGCAUACCUGAUCCCAGACCUUCCCAAGGACCUGCGGGACCGAAUGCGCAGGGAGAAAUACCUGAUCCAGGAGAUGAUGUAUGAGGCUGAGCUGGAGCGCCUCCAGAAGGAGAAAAAUGAGAAGAAGAAGAAAGACAGGGCCCAUCACAAGGAAUGGCCCUGAACACACCAACUGGUUGUCCGCUGGUGUUUGGUUUUCACUGCACAGUAAAGGAAAGAGAGGAGUGCUGGAUUUCCUGCAUGAUUCUGGACCCUCAUACUUUCCCCAUGCCAUGUCAGACCAGCACCUCCAAGUGGACAGUUGAGUAACUGCACCCAGCAGGGUCACAGUGAUCAUGGAGCUCCUGGGUCUGCACCAUGUUGGAUGUCCUCUUGAACAUUUGGCAGCAGGUUUUGCUACCUUGUUUUGUUUUGUUUUGUUUUGUUUUGUUUUGUUUUUUUCUCCAGAUAGCUUUCUGCCACUCUGGACUCUCAACAGCGUAUGUCUUCAGAUCCUGAAUGUAGAUUUCAAGCAAGACUCAACUUUUACAGAUUUCUUGUUUUAGAUGAGAGAAUAUAACUCCUGAGCUUACUGAAUGACAAACCCUGUUUACAUUUCUCCUUGUUUGAGGAGAUCACAUUUUUGCUUUAUUGUAAAUAAAGAUAUUUAAAUGAAUGUCAGGCCUUCUGCUCUGCUAUAGUGUAGUGCAAUAAAAAUAAAAGUUACUUAAAAGUCUAUUCUAUCCAAGCUGUGGCAGAGUCCACAGU